Messenger RNA from Entrophospora candida, 684 nucleotides. Lineage: Eukaryota; Fungi; Glomeromycota; Glomeromycetes; Entrophosporales; Entrophosporaceae. The record is from the annotation of a GenBank genome assembly.
AUGCCACCAAUUUUUAAAAGAAAUAUUUCUAGCGUAAAUGAAUCAGAAAUUUCGAAAUUUAGUCAAAUGGCGCAAGAAUGGUGGUCUUAUAAUGGACCAAUUAAAUUGCUUCAUAGCAUGAAUCCUUUACGAGUAUCAUACAUACAAAAACAAUUAACUAACUACAACAUCAGCCAUGAUAAUAGUAAUGAUUAUCUUCCGUUUAAAGGUUUACGUAUCUUAGAUGUUGGAUGUGGUGGUGGACUUUUAUCCGAGUCUUUGGUAAGAUUAGGUGCAUCAGUUUUAGGCGUAGAUGCAUCAUCUGAAAAUAUUAAAAUUGCAAAAUUACACUCACUCAAAGAUCCUAAAUUAUUUUCUGGACCAGGAAAUUUAGAAUAUCAAUGUAUAACUGCAGAGGAAUUAGUUAACAAUGGUGAAUUGUUUGAUAUUGUAUGUGCAAUGGAAAUCAUCGAACAUGUUAAUAAUCCUAUUCAAUUCAUUGAUUCAUGUGUUAGAUUAAUCAAAAUAAUUAAUGAUGACGAUGAUUUAGGAGGAUUCUUGUUUCUUUCAACAAUUUCGCGUACACCGUUAUCAUAUUUGUUAACAAUAAUAUUGGCUCAAAAUAUUUUAAAAUUAGUGCCAAACGAAACUCAUGACUUUAACAAAUAUAUAAGACAUGAUGAAUUAACAAAUAUGAUUGAAAAU